Molecule: messenger RNA, 7307 nt
Organism: Rhopalosiphum maidis (corn leaf aphid)
Lineage: Eukaryota; Metazoa; Arthropoda; Insecta; Hemiptera; Aphididae
Product: 1-phosphatidylinositol 4,5-bisphosphate phosphodiesterase epsilon-1-like
Exons: 22
Coding region: 153-6524 (2123 amino acids)
Biological process (GO): phosphatidylinositol-mediated signaling; lipid metabolic process; small GTPase-mediated signal transduction
Molecular function (GO): phosphatidylinositol-4,5-bisphosphate phospholipase C activity; guanyl-nucleotide exchange factor activity
Source: RefSeq, a predicted model, not a curated record
ACAGCCUGACCGCGAACAGCCCGGACUCGCUGUUAGACGGCGGUGGACCGUGCACCACGCUGCAGCCGAUAUCCGAGGACAAGGAGCACCACUGGCCGCUGGACGUGCCAGCCGUGGUGACGCCGUCACCGGUGCUCCAGCCGCAGUUUAAUAUGUUCAGCGCGGCUACGGUUACUAGCCCGACUGUCACCGAUGAACCGUCCGUCGGCAAGAUCCGCAACUUCUUCUUGCGCUCGUGCCAAUACCUAUGCUUCGGCCGCCGUCGCCAAAAGGACGUUCAACCGGUGCGCGACCCGUUCGGUAUUUUGCAUAAGGUGCACAUGUACGUGCCACCGGACUACCGGAAGCCCAAGAACACGGCGAAACUUAUCAAGGAAUUGAAAAAGAUUGUUGCUCAUACACUUUUAAAUGAUUCAGAAUUGCAAUUAAAACGUAUUUAUGUAGAGAGAUGUAAACGUUUGCCGGCGUUCGGUUGUAACUUUUACUUCGUCAAAGAAGUUCAACGUGGUAAAACAAAAACAAAGGCUGCACGUUUGCUUGGGUUGAGUUUUGAUAAGAUAAUUUUGCUUGACAAUAAAACAAAAAUUUUAUCUAAGUGUCAAAAUACACAAGAUUUACUCCAGUGGCAAACAGUAUUCCGACGAAAUCGAAACAAGGUGUCACUUGAAUUUCGUAACUCUAAAUGGACAUUGGCUACACCAACUGAGCGAUCAUUACGUGACAUUGGUUUUGUUUUAUUAAAAAUUCUACAGGAGAUCGACAGCAAUUUCUUAGAGCUGCAUUCUGUAAUUGCACCAAACCAAACUACUAAACCAUUAGAAUUCAGAGAGAUAAACCUGGACGACACUUUUGCAUCAGAAUUAGACUCGCUGCGGCGAAUAUUACAUUUCCCCGAAGAAGUGGCAAUACUUUUAAGUGAUAGAGAAAACGAUUUGUUUUACGACGUUCCACCACUUGAUUUUUUGCGGCAAGUCACUUUAGAUCAAGACGGAGCAAACGCAUGUAACACUUCUGUCAAAAAGCUCAUAGAAAGGUUCAAUGCAGUAAGCUCAUGGACAACACAUCUUAUAAUCACUCGACCUACACACGAAGAUCGAAAAGCUAUAUUAUCGUGUCUUUUGAGAGUGGCCAAAGAAUGUUGGAAUAUUGGAAAUUUCAAUGGAGCUAUGGAAAUUAUAGCUGGACUCAAAUCCGAAAAAAUAAGGCCAUUCAUGCAGACAGUAUUGGAAAAGGAAAAGGUGCCGUUAUUCUAUUACCUGACCGAUACACUGUUGUCAACAUCGCAAUACGACAACGUUCUACAGAAAGCGCUGGCUAUGCCCGAUUGUCCAGUUGUACCAUUUUUUGGGUCUUUUAUGCGUGAAAUGAGAAAAAUAAUGAAAGAGACACCCAGUGCUAUUGUACUAUCUGAUCAAGACGGCAAGGUUUUAAGUGAGACUUUGGCCGAACACGAAUACUUAGAUGGAUAUACUACUUCUCUUGGAUUGGAUGGAAUUGUUAAUAUGGAAAAAAUCUAUAAAGUACAAUCGGUAUUGGAAGAAUUAUCAGAUUAUCAUCGACAUUAUUUUGAAAGAAAAACAUACGAAGCAAAGUUGCAUUUAUUAAAAAAUGGUGAAUUACAAGAUAAUUGUGAAGGAGAGUUAUCUCAAAAAUACGAUCCUGUACAAUCAUUAGCCUACGAUCACGGUGUUUCAUUAAUACCACUUGCAAUAUCUCCCAACUCUAUUGAUUUUACAAUCGGUCAUCAUGAAUUACAGAUAAUGCAUCAUGGGACUACUGUUGUUCAUUGGGCGGCUGAAAUGGGAAGUAACAGAUCCGCUCGAAUUUUCAUGCGUCUCGAGAGAAACUGUUCAACACUAACUUGGGAAAAAACGUCGUGGAGUGCACUGAAAAGAAGUUCUGGCACACCAGACUAUUGUUUGAAAACCGACCCUGAAGAUAGUUUACCUAAAGCGCUACGAAACAGAUCGUCAGUCAAUUGUCCAUCAGUUAUGGGUCUCCAGGAAGGAUACUUGGAGUUGUCGACUGUCAGAGACAUAUUUAUUGGUGGUGCAGUUGGAAGAGAUCGAGUAAAAGCUGAUGGAGCUGCAAUAUUAAGAAAAUAUAGUUUGAACAAUUAUUCGAUAUCGGAAUGUUGUUUAGGGCUAGUUUAUGGAACUAAUACAAGUGAAAAUCGCAUAUUCUAUAUACUAGCUCCUCCAAGAUUACUUAGCAUUUGGCAUCAUGGACUUAAGACUGUGAUCCAGAAACUUCGAAAUGUUAUACAAACGGUUGAUAAACGGUCAAUAUGGCUAAAGAACAACUAUGUACAUCAAUACAUUAUUUCGUCUGGUCGUGGGCCAAUGACAGCCGAUGCAAUACGUUUAUUUGGAGGAAGAGAUUGGUCAACAACUGGUAAUGCGGCCAAUAAUCAAUCGCCAGAGACAAGCAUUGCUAAACGAGCUGCUUCGAUGAGAUUUCGAAAGAAGAAAUCAGUAGUUAGUGUAUCUAAUGAUGGACUUCUCAAACCUUAUGAUGUCAACGACGUGUUCAAUAAAUCUAGAGUAGAUUUGGCUAGUAGCGGUUGUAAUUCACCAUCAACAUUAUGUAGCCAAACAGAAGAUGAUAAGAAACGAGACAGCAUCGACAAAAAUAUCGUUUCUGAGCCAUCUACGUCCGCAGAUAAGACACCUCCUAAAAUCAUAGAGCCAGCUGAAAGUGAUAUUAAUAAUACGCCAAUGACGCCAAAUAAUUCACAAUUAGAUUUUGAAGAUUUUUGUGCUUUGUUUGAUAGUUUUAGUUUGAGAAUGCGUAAAGAUCUUCGUGAUAUUUUUGACCAAGUACGAGCAGCAAAUCAUAAAUCUGAGUAUAAAAAAUCUGAAAAAUCUGAGGAUAUCACCGUACAAAAUAAUACAACCUUAUCAAUUCCAAGAACUAUAUCCGAACAAACUCAAAGUUCAAGCUCAACUAAUAGAAAUAAUGGAAAUAACUUUGUUCAACCAAUUGAUGCAAAAAUUCAAAAAAAACGUAUAUUUGAUGCUAUUGCAGCGUCUAGUAUAAUUUCUAAUUGUACUGGUGUAGAGACAUCACAGUCUGCAGCUACAUGGUCAAUAAAUGAUUUAAUUAAUUUCUUAGAAAACAGACAAAUGAUUACUUGUACAGAGGAUGAAGCUAAAAUAUUGAUUCAGAUCCACGAGCCAAACCCAGAAAUUAGUGCUCGUAAUUGUCUUUCCUUCGAAGGAUUUGCUAAGUAUAUGAUGUUAAGGAACAAAAGCGUGUUCAGUGAACCAGAUUUUGCAAUCGAAAAAUCUGAUAUGAACUUUCCAUUAUCUUGUUAUUAUAUUGCUUCAUCACAUAAUACGUACCUUACUGGCCACCAGUUAAAAGGCGACUCUUCUAUUGAUUUAUACAGUCGGGUAUUGUUAGCUGGUUGUCGAUGUGUUGAGUUGGACUGUUGGGAUGGCGACGAUGGUAAUCCAUUAAUCUAUCAUGGGCAUACUUUUACAUCAAAAAUACCAUUCCUUGGUGCUGUAGAUUCAAUUAAUCGUUUUGCAUUCGUAUCAUCACCAUAUCCUGUCAUAUUAUCUAUUGAAAACCAUUGUUCACUGGUGCAACAAGCUCGCAUGGCAGAAAUAUUUGAGUCCGUUUUUGGUGAAAAAUUGGUGAAGGGCUUUAUGUUUGACUCUGAUUAUGAACCUCAGCUACCAUCACCAAGUCAAUUAAAAUACAAAAUUUUGAUAAAAAAUAAAAAGAUCGCACCUCUGGAAAGUGAAAAGAAUCGAAUGAAAAAUAAUAAUAGUAGCACAAAAAGUUCACAAAUUGUAUCUUCACUUGCCAGCAAUCAUUCUAAUGUCACACUUUCCGUGGGUAACAAUUCUAACGUUGGUCCUUCAGCAUCCAUCAAGAACCCUAUUGUUGAAUCUUCAGUGGUAAUCAAUGAUCCAACUGUCGAAACCUCAUUGGACAUCAAUCAGUCUAAUGUCGAACCUUCAAUGGCCAGCAAUCAAACUAAUCUAGUAACUUCAGUUCUCAAUAAUAAUCCUAAUGUAGUGCCUUCAGUGGUAAGCAGUCAUCCUAAUGUUGGGCCUCAUAGAAGUAGUUCAGCCAGUGCUGGUACUACGACCAAUGAUGAUAUUGCUACCACCAUCGAGGAAGAAGAAGAAUAUGAAGAGGAUGAUGAAGAAUAUGAUGAUAGCGAUGAAUUGGAAUUUAAAAAAGUUGGAACUGAUAAGUUUAGUAGAGGUCGUCAUAGGUUCGGUUCAAAGUCAAAUGAUAAAUGUGCAGAUGAUGAAAAAUUUAAGAAACAUAAUAGUCAGAUUGCAAAAGAACUAUCUGAUAUAGUCAUCUAUACCCAGGCGAUAAAAUUUCGUGGCUUAAAUACGAGAAGUCCGAGCAGUUCAGUGAAAAAUAAACGAAAAUGUAAUGGUAGUCUUUGCGGCCAUAAUGGCAAUGUGGUUAGUACAUCUUCCACUGGAGCUACAUCAACAGAACACUAUCAUAGUCGUGGUUCUACAACGAUAAACCCGCAUCAUCCAUGCUAUAAGUGUUCUUCAUUAAGUGAAAAUUCCGCAAAAAAGUUAGCAAAAAAACGUCCAUUGGAUUUAAUUGCACACGCUGAGACGCAAUUAGUACGAGUGUAUCCAGCUAGCAUGAGAAUAGACUCAUCCAACUUCAAUCCAUUAAAUUUUUGGUCAUAUGGUGUACAGAUGGCGGCACUAAACUAUCAGUCUGAGGAAGCUACGGCUUCACACGUCAAUGCAGCCAUGUUUGAACAGAAUGGUCAUAGUGGUUAUGUGUUAAAACCGCGAGUAAUGCACGAUCCAUCUCACAAAUCAUACCGCCAAUUCAACCCAAUGGAAAAAAGUUUUGAUGGUUUGAAUCCUAUAUGCUUUUCCAUAAGCAUUGUCUCUGGUCAGUACUUAUCGCCAAAUGGGGGGACUCGAGCUAACGUAUACGUCGAAAUCGAAAUAAUUGGCAUACCAUCCGACAGUGUAAAGAAAAAAUCUAAAACUAUUUUUUGUAACUCAAUGAACCCCGUGUGGGACGAAACAUUUACGUAUAACGUGCUGUUCAAAGAAUUAGCAUUCGUACGAUUUCUCAUAAUAGAUGCCAGCACCAAUCACCCGUUAGCGCAGCGAGUGGUACCACUCAAGAGCAUGCUGUACGGUUAUAGACACAUUGAUAUGCAUAACAUGCGUAACCGACCACUACCACUUACUGCAUUAUUUGUGUAUACUCUUAGCAAAGAAGAAGUUCCAAGAUCUAUUGAUGAUGAAAAGACAUCUUCAACUACAGCACCAACGGCGGAUAAUGGAGCAAUGAAAAACAGUGGUCUAUCAACGCACCGUAAAAAAUUCUAUGUAAUGGUUUUUGGUGUAUUCUCUGAAAACUCAUACAUCAUGUUUAAAGUCACCCAGGAUAGUACUGCGACAGACUUAAUUAAAUUAGCAUUAGACAGGCGUAAUGAGGGCGACGAAGAAAUGAAAACAUACGUGCUCCUGGAGGAAGUAGGCUUGACUUGGGAAGUGUCAAAUAACAGUGAUGAUAUGGGGAACAAUAGUAACGUCGUCACUGAUGGCGGUAAUGAUGAUGGUAAUUAUAAUAAUAACUCUAAAAAAAAGAAAAAGAAAAAGAAAAAGAAGAAAAAAAAGAAAAAAACCAAGCGUAGGCGAAUUGGAUGGAAAAAUGGCGAUGCACCUAUGAUACAACGUGUAUUGGAUUAUAAUGAAAAACUGUUGGAGGCGCAAUCACGCUGGCGGGGCGAUGGAUACUUUGUACUUAAGAAAAUCGGAGACGACCCGAGCAGCAGAGCAUGGCUCAUAUCAUUGCAAUCUAAGGACUCAGGAAAUGGUCAAUCAGAGUCAUCGUGGGAUGAAAUACAUACGUUCUUAGUAUGUAUUUAUAAUGUUUCCGAAGAAAGACCAUACGUUAUUCUUAAGGUACCAACAGGGUCAACUGUACAGGAUAUUUUAGCUCAGAUUUUAGUCAAAGCCAGGCGUAUGGAAAAUCCAAUUUUAUUCAUAUUGGUUGAGGAACAAGUGUGGGGCAGAACUGAUAUAAGGUAUAGGGUAUUGGACGAUGAUGAGGUAGUAUAUAACACACAAAACCAGUGGUCCAGAGUAGGUAGGUUUGUGUUAGAGGAUCGUUGCAGUGAUGAAGAUAAGUCAGCUGAUGGACUGGUUGCUAAGACAUCGCAAGCAUUGCAAACAUUUUUAAGGGUAAUGCGGAUCCAAAAGGGUAUGGCUGCAGUAGGUCGUGGUUGGAGAGCCUGUGGUUUGCCAACAUUGCCCGGCCAUUGUCUACGGCAUCCGGAAAAUGACAGAGAAUACGUCAUUAAAGAAGCGGCUCGUGUUCAUAGAAAAAUGCUAGCAAAACACGAGAAAAUGUGGCGGGCAAACUUAGAAAAAGGGGGUAGUGGUGACGGUGGUGGUGGUCUAGAACGUGGUUGUGAUGAUGACGGUAGUGGUGGCGAAGAUGCUGAAGAAAGUACAUACACAGGGUUUUUAAAAUCACCAGCCCAGUUAUUCGGUUUUUUGAAAUCCUGACACAUGUUGUGUUGCUUUCGAAGAGCACGUAAUAGACACGAUAUUGGCACUAUGGUAUGAACAAAAUAAAGUUUUUUUUAAUUUCUAAACAGAAUUUCUGAAAAUGGAAUUAUUGAAUGUUCGCUUAACCCCGUGUUCCCAUCCUGUAUUUAAUCAAAAUCAUUUAUCCUCCAAUACUCCAAUCCGCUCGGUGUUCUUCAUUUCUCUUCACAGGGAACCGUAACAUUUUCAGGGUGUAAGUAAAUAAGUCAUUAAUACUUAUAUUUUGAGACGAAUAGUGUAUAUAUAUAUAUAUAUAUAUAUAUAUAUAUAUAUACGCUUCUAUCUUUAUUUUUUUGAGAAUUUGUGUUUUAACUGAUAUUUGGUAUUUUUAUCUUCUGGUCAAUACACAUUAUUCUCUUUACAGCUAAUUAACUAUUUUAAAACUAGCCAAAAUCCUGAAUUAUUUUAUUUUAUUGAUUUUGUUCAAUUAAUGAUCAAAGUACAACAAUUUGUUGAAAUUAAUAAAUGUUAUUUGAUAAAUAUAUUAUGAUUUCAUUUUGCCAAUUAUUUUCUAUUUAUACCUUAUUAAUUAUUUUUCGUAUUAUAUUUGAGCUAAAAAUUCCAAAGCUAGAGGUUAGUUGUUAGUAUUAAAGGUUUUUAGGACAUCCAAUUAUUAGUGUUUUUUUUUCGUAUAAUUAUUAAUAUAACUGUUUUAAAAAAACCAAUUAGUCAUUGGACAGUUUUAUUAUAAGUUAUGUGUGUAAGAAUUUAUUUAAAAUUCCUAGUUAAGACCGUUGCAAA